This is a messenger RNA of Yamadazyma jaroonii, 975 nucleotides long. NCBI's taxonomy places the organism in Eukaryota, Fungi, Ascomycota, Pichiomycetes, Serinales, Debaryomycetaceae. The record is from the annotation of a GenBank genome assembly.
AUGAAACUCUCAUUGAUUGUCUUAGUGUCCAUAGCCACUAAAAUCAAUGGAGCUCCAGCUCCAGAAGUUGCUACUGUAUGGCAAACUGCUACCAAUGUUGUCAAUGAUGAUGGUUCAAUUUUCACUUUCCUUAAUGCUUUAUUUGAUGACACCCCAGAUUCUACUACUGCUGUAGCUGUACAAGCUACUCCUGUGACUGCUGCUGCUGCCGCCGCUGCUGCUACAACCACUGCAGCUGCUUCAAGUAGUUCUGGUUCCAAAUUCAGUUUAGAUUCAUUUUUAUCAACAAAUAUCAAUAAAUGGCUUAACUUUUUCGGUUUGGAUGAUUCAUCAUCAUCAUCAUCGUCUGCUGCUGCUGCUGCUGCACCAGUUGCAACGUCUGCAGCCGACACCGCGUUCCCAAAUUUCACCUUUCCAAAUAAAGCUUCGUCUGCUGUGGCCACCACUCCUGCCUCCACUGCAGCAUAUACCCCAGCUACCACUACUUCAACCUCCUCAACGGCCGCUGCUACCUCCUCAUCUUCAUCAAGUGGUGGAUCCGUAGGUGGAUCAGAUGUAGCAUUCGCUUCAGCCAUCUUAAAAGCUCACAAUACAUAUCGUGCUCAACAUGAUACUCCAGCUUUAUCAUGGAAUCAAGGAGCUUAUGAAUAUGCUCAAAAUAAUGCUGAUAAUUACGACUGUUCGGGUAUAUUGACCCACACACAUGGUCAAUACGGAGAAAACUUAGCAGCAGGAUUCAAAGAUGGCCCUUCAGCUGUUAAAGCUUGGUAUGAUGAAGGAGAAACUUAUAACUAUCAAUCUGCCAAUACUUAUGAUCAUUUUACCCAAGUGGUUUGGAAAGGAAGUACCGGUGUUGGGUGUGCUUAUAAAGAUUGUUCAGCUGAGAAUUGGGGAUUAUAUAUUGUUUGUGAAUAUGAUCCUCCAGGAAAUGUUAUUGGUAAAAAUGCUGCCAAUGUUUUACCAGUUUCCAGUUAG